Messenger RNA from Chlamydomonas reinhardtii, 4989 nucleotides. RefSeq lists its product as uncharacterized. The record is from RefSeq and is a predicted model, not a curated record. Lineage: Eukaryota; Viridiplantae; Chlorophyta; Chlorophyceae; Chlamydomonadales; Chlamydomonadaceae. Bases 31 to 4656 code for a protein of 1541 amino acids. The transcript is spliced from 6 exons.
GUAUCUUCAUUGUAAAAUGCAUGGAUAAGAAUGGCGCUACCUCGCGCACCAACACUUCCCGCCAACGAGCUGCUUGCGACCGCAGUGGCCCAACGCCUUGCAAGCUCGCUGGAGAAUCCUCGCGCACUACAGGAUUAUCUGGAAACAUAUAGUUGCUGCGGCAUAAGCCCCGCACCAACGGCCCAGGUGGUCAAGCUACUUGCACAGCAAUGCUCGAGCGCAGAGCAGCUGGCUGCGCUGCUGGUCUCGGUCUCAAGCCAGCGUGUCGCUGCGCAACACCCUCUCCUGCUCGCCUCGGUGCUCCUGGCAAACGGCCCCUUGAGCAGCGCGCGCCGCACGGCCCACGCGCUCACGCUCAUCGCCGAAGCCGCCGUGCUAGAACUUGCGCCGAUCUCGGCUGCUCCAGCAUCCGGCCCUGAACCAAGCCCCGCAGCCGCCGCAGCGGGUGGUGCGCCGCCCCCCGGGGCAAGCACGCUCGCCCCUACUAGCAGCAGCCGCGGCCCCGGCCCUGGCCCCGGGCCCAUCAACAACAACAGCAGUAACACAAGCAGCGCCAUAAUCGACAGCGCCACUGCGCGGCGAGCCCUUCCCGCCCUUCUGGUGGACCUGCUGCGACUGGCAGACACUGCUCAGGACCCGGCCGCAACCGCCGCGCUGGCGGCCGCCGCCGGCGUGCGGCCGGCGGGAUUGCUGCGGUCGGGGCGUUCGGGGCGGCCAGGCCCCGGGGGCGAAAGACAUGAGAGCGAGGGCUGGUUUUGGGCAGCAGGACUGGAGGAUGACAGAGGUUGCGAUGAGGAUGACGUAGAUGUGGACAUGGCUGGAGGUCUGCAGGGCGAUUGUGGCGGAGCCGGGAUGGAGGCUGCGGGGGAGGGCCUGGCCCGGGCGGCGGCGCAGGCGGCGGCGCAGGCGGCGGCGGAGGCACGGGCGGCCUGCCCCGGGGCACUGCCGCUCCUGUGUCGGGCGGUGGGCGAGCGGCUGUGGAGGCUGGACCCCGGGCUGGCUACCAGUUGCGCCCUGAACUACGUGCGGCUGUGCUUCAGCGCCCCACCCGCCAGCCCCCAGCCGCAGCACCCUCACCCCCCGCACCCCCAACAGCAGUCACGGCACGGGCGCCCGACACCGCCGCCGCCACGCCUGCUGCCGCCGGCUGUGGCACGUGAGUGCGCCGCCUGGCUCGCUAUCCCGCUCGGACUGCCCCUGCUGUGCAGCACCGCCGAGCAGCUGCUGAGGGAGCAGGCGGCGGCGGAGCCGCCGCAGGGGCUGCAGCAGCAUCACCGGCAGCAGGGGCGCGAGGGGCUGCAGCAGCAGGAGGCGGCUGCGCCGCCGGUGGCCGCGCUGCUGGCGGCGCUGGUGGUGCCGGGGGCGGAGGGCGAGGCGGCGGUGUGGGGCCUGCUGGGGCGGCUGGCGCUGGCCGCGGUGGGGCUGCAGCAGCAGGAGGAAGCGCACCAGCACCAACACCAGCACCAACACCGGCGCACGUUCGGCGGUGGCGGCAGUGGUGCGGACCCCGCCCUGGCGGCGGCAACUCUGGCCGCAGCUGAGACCGUCCUGACCCGCCUCGCGUGGGAGCAGGAGCAGGCGCAGGAGCUGGAGCAGAACACCGCUGGGGCAGCCUUGUUGUCGGCCGGCGCUGUGACGGAGGCGGCCGCGCUGGCGCAUCGUGUCACUACUGCUGCGGACGCUGGCGCGGCCGUCGCGACUGGGCUGGUGAAGCUGGAGGGGCUGUUGCGCGCCGCUCUGCAGCUGCCGGCACCGCAGCCGCAGCAGCAACAGCAGGCCCAGCAGCAGAAACCAGGGGGUCAGCAGGCUCCGCAGCAGCAGCCGCUGCAGCCAGCGCAGCACAGGGCGCGCGACGCCGCGCUGCGCGCCAUCGAGGCGCACCUGCCGACCUCGACGUCGCCCGCGGUACUAGAGCUGUACGGCAGGCUGCUACGGGAGGCCGCCGCCGCCGCCAGCGCCGCCAGCACCGCCGCCGCCGCCGUGGCGGCUGCGGCGGCGCGCACGGCCGGCGCCGCCAGCGCACCAGGCGGCGGCGGUGCUGGCGGCGGCGGCGCAGGGGACGGCCGGGCGGCGGCGGCCGCGGCGGCGGCGCAAGCGGCCGCCGCGGCGGCGGAGGAGGCGCGGCACCGGAUUCAGAUGGUGCUGGCGGCGCUGGCUAGCCGGCGAGACCACCUGCCCGGCCCGGCGGCCGGCGGCGCAGGCGCAGGCGCGAGAGGGGGCGCUGCGGGCGGCGGGCCUGGUGCCGGUAGAAGCAGCGGUGGAGCAGGUGGUGGCGGAGGUGGUGGUGGAGGAGGUGGCGGCGCUGCGCGCGCUGGUGACCACGUGUUUGCGGAGCAGUGCCUGCGGGACUUCGCGGCCUGCAGCUCCCGGGAACAAGUGGAGAGGCACUUUGCGCAGCUGGGCCUGCAGCGGCAGCGCUGGGUGUGCGGCGUGAAGCCGGUGCUGCUGGGUCUGACGCUCAGCCCCGAGCUGGCGGCGCUGAGGUACCGAUACCUGGUGGCCGCCAGCCAGUGGCGCUUCCUCACCGUCAACGACCUCACAGCCUUUGAGGAGCUGUACGCCGCCCUGGGCAUACGCCUGACUGAUUCCGGCGGCGGCGGCAGUAGCAGCAGCAGCGGCGGCGGCGGCAGUAGCAGCGCAAGGCCGGGACAGCAGCCGCACCCGCAACCCAACAGCAGCGGCAGCGGCAGGACGGCGGCUGUGGGCGACCUGUUGCGGCGGCUGGUGCGUGUGGGGCCGGGGCUGGACGGCCGCACCGCGCUGCCGCUGGUUAUGGACGCGCUGGACGCCGCGCUGGCGGCGGCGCUGCUGCCGCCGGCCCCACCCGCACCCGGAGGAGGCGGGGGAGGCGGUGGCAGUGGCACCCAGGUUAGGACGCAAGGCGCCAGUGCCGGUGCCAGUGCCGGCGCGGCGCUGGGCAGUGGGGCGGUCGGCAGCGCCGUCGCCGACACCGCCGCUGAGGUCGCGGCUGCGGCCGCCGCCGCGGAGGAGGUGGCGGAGAUGAUCCUGCAGGCCUUCAUAGCCGCGGAGGAGCUGGCAGCAGCAGCUGCUGCCGCCGCCGCACCACCAGCGAAUCCGCACCAGCCUCACCAGCCUCAGCAGCAGGCGCGGCAGCGGCAGGCGGCGCUGGGCUGGCAGAUGGGUGUGUUGGAGGUGGUGGCGGGCCGCUGGGGCGCUGCGGCGGCCGGGCCGCUGCUGCAUGGCGCGCUGUGUGGGCGGCUGGCGGAGUUGGUGACGGCGCCGGAGGUGCUGACAGAGCUGGACGAGGCGCAGGUACUGGGUCUGGGCACAGCCCUGGCCUGCAUGGCCGCACUCAGGCUCCACCCGCCACCGCCUCCCACUGGUGCCAAACCCGCCAGCGGCGGAGCACCAGACAGCGCACGGGCGGCGGAGCCGCGCUUCGUCUGGCGCCUGCCCGCGCCGCCGCGGGCGCACCACCACCACCAGUACAACCACCACCACCACCGUGUUCAUGGGCAGGGUCAACAGAGGGGCGGCGGCACCGCCUGCUCGCCUGGAGGCGCCUUCCUGCAGCACCUGCGCGGCCUCGCCUGCCCCUCCGCCUCGGCGCCAUCACCGUCCCCACCGCCGUCAUCAUCACCACCGGCACCGGCUUGGGCGGCGGCGCAAGCGGCGGCGCCGGCGCCGGCAGCGGCAAGGCCGCAACUGCAGCAGCAGGUGCCGGUGCCGCUGCAGGUGCCGGGGCCGGCGCUGGCCGAGGCGGUCAUGGCCGCGUUGCCACUGGGCCCCUCGCCCGCCGCCGUGCGCGCUGCCGCCACCCUGGCCGCCAGCUACCUCCGAGCCGUGGGCGUCAUGGAGGCCUGGGUGCCGUACGGCUGUAGCAGCAGCAGCAGAUGCAGCAGCGGCGGCGGCGGCCGCAGCAGCGGCGGAGGCGGUGGCGGUGGCUUGGGUGGAGCUGGAGCCGGCGGCGCGUUUGGUUCUGGCGCGCUGGAGCUGGGGCUGGAGCUGCCGGCGCCGCGGCAGUUGGCGCCGCAGGUGGCGGGUGUCGCGGCGGCGGGCGGCGGCGGCGGUGUGGGCGGCGGCGGCGGCGGCGGCUGCCUGCUUCAGUCGGCGCUGCGCGUGAUGGCGUGGGCGGGCCGGUACGCGGAAGCCAUGUGUGAGGGAGGAGGAGCCGGCAGCGACGGAGUCGGCGGUGCAGGCGAAGGCGGCGGCGGUGGUGAGGGCGGCGGCGGGGCCUGGCAGGAUGUGGCUCGUGUGUGUGCCGCUUUCCGUGACUCGGCCAUGGGCGCCCGGAUGCUGGAGCUGGCGGCGGCGGCGCGGCUAGACGCAGCGGGGCCCCAAAGGGCAGGCGGAGCAGGGGGGGACGGAGAGCAAAGCGGCGGCUUGGUUGGAGCGGACGGGGAUGGGAAGGUUGAGGACGAAGAUGUUGAGCGCGAAGGAGUGAGGGCAGCAGCCGAGGGGAGGUGUAGCGAGCAGCAGGAGGCGCAAGCGGAGGCGGAGAUGGAGGAUGGGGAGGGGGAGGCCAUGUUGGCGUUGACGGUGCGGGCGCUGCAGGAGGGGCUGCCCAUGCCGACAGGGCUGCUGCGUCAGCAGGCAGCUCUGCUACUAGGGAUCUUAGUUCCGAGGACGCAGGCGGUAGGAGCCGGCCCAGGGCAAAGUGGCGGGCUCAGGCGCUUGAAGCGUGAGCGGGAGUAGCGGUUGGGGCGGCUUUGGUGUCGGUAGGCUGGCGGGCAUCUAGGCCUACCGCUUCAACGGCGCCCUGGAGCUCAUGGAGCUGGUCGCCUAGUGUGGGCGCUGUACGGGGCAGUUCGUGGCCGUUAACAUGGUGAGGCAGCGGCGGGAGGGUGGAUGGCUUACUCGAGGCGUUCGCUGCGGCGGCAUGUCUGCGGAUGCCGGCAGUCGCACGUGUGCCAAGUAUUGUCGCAUAACAGGCAUGCUUCACAGCGAUAUAUACACGGGAUAUGUGCGCAUUGCACUUGACUUCCUUCGGACGCAGCCCGGCUUGCGGCAGGCUUAGCGAUCCGAUGU